UUCUAUUUCAUUUUCUAAUGUCAGUUAAACCUAACCUAAUAUUUAUGAACCAUGUAAUCUUAGUUAAAAGGUUUAAAUUAUUCAUUAAAACUUAUCAAAACACAUUAAUAAAAUAGUUCUAACUGUAUUAGAAUAUAUACAAUUAAAAACAAUGGCAGGAGGAGAUGGAACUGAAGUCUUUAGUGAAGAAGAACUCAAACUGCCUCCUUGUAAAUAUGAGUAUUUGGAUCAUACAGCAGAUGUACAAUUACAUGCUUGGGGAGACAGUCUUAAAGAAGCCUUUGAACAAUGUGGAAUUGCUAUGUAUGGAUACAUGACAGAACUGGAAACAGUAGAAAUAAAGCAGUCUGCCAUAAUAGAAGCUGAAGGUCAUGAUUUGGAAAGUCUCCUGUACAAGUUUUUAGAUGAAUUACUUUUCCUAUUCAGUUGUGAACCCUAUUUGAUUUGUUCAAAAGUAACCAUUACGGAAUUUAAAACAGAUGGUGAAGAACUUAGAAUCAAGUGCAAGUGUUAUGGUGAAGAAUUUACUCUGGGUAAACAUCCACAAGGGACUGAAGUAAAAGCAAUUACUUAUUCUGCCAUGCAAAUCAUAAACGAACCUGAAAAGGGCAAAUGUGAAGUUUUUGUAAUUAUUGAUAUAUAAACUAAUUAAUAAUAUUAAUAAGUAUGUUUAAAACAUAACAAAUUUAUGAACACAUUAAUUAUUUACAUGCCAAAAAAUAUAAUUGGCAGCUCAAUUAGUAAUAAGUAAAGUAAAUUCAAUUAUGAAAUAUUGGUUGUUUGGUUAAUUGUUUUAGAAAUAUAUUGUUUAUUGAUAGUAAUGUUAAAGUUGAUUGUCAAUCAGUCCUUAAAGAAGCAUUUGAACGAAGUUUAUUAUGAAAAUAAUGAAUGU
This is a messenger RNA of Agrilus planipennis (emerald ash borer), 892 nucleotides long. RefSeq names its product protein archease-like. The record is from RefSeq and is a predicted model, not a curated record. NCBI's taxonomy places the organism in Eukaryota, Metazoa, Arthropoda, Insecta, Coleoptera, Buprestidae. The transcript has 3 exons. Gene Ontology annotation, cellular component: tRNA-splicing ligase complex. Gene Ontology annotation, biological process: tRNA splicing, via endonucleolytic cleavage and ligation. The coding region runs from base 152 to 643 and encodes 163 amino acids.